Alnus glutinosa is the source of this 1848-nucleotide messenger RNA. RefSeq lists its product with no specific name. The transcript has 3 exons. Bases 311 to 1012 code for a protein of 233 amino acids. NCBI's taxonomy places the organism in Eukaryota, Viridiplantae, Streptophyta, Magnoliopsida, Fagales, Betulaceae. The record is from RefSeq and is a predicted model, not a curated record.
UAAUGCACAAGCACAACAGUCGCACACGGACCGUUUCGAGUUUAGAAGUUAAGACUAAGAAGAAUCCCUAAACAGACACCUCUAUUUGCUGCUCUCUGUGUUCGUCUCAUCGCCGCUGCCACCAUUUUGGGGGAAAGGAAUCCCCUCCGGUUAAAACUCAGGUAUUGUAUUAUCAUUAUCACUCUCAUUAUUCAGAAGCCAGAAGCGAGAGGCUUCCGGGAUUCUUCAAAUCUUUGCUCUGCCGUCUCAAACUUUGUAGAGAAAGAAAAAUAGCUGAAACUUGAUUUAGAUUUCACCUCAUCCUUUUCGUAUGUCAGUUGGUAUUUGCAUGAGACUGAUGGAGGAUUCAGAAGCUUUUGCUGACAAAUCUAAGAAACGGGAAUGCCAGAAAUCUUCGGUUAAAUCGGAUGAGCCGGCGGCGGUGCUUGUUUCGAUGGGUCCUAUCACUCCCGAUUCCGCCAGAGAUAUUGGGGAUUUCCCAAUUGAUUUCAAAUCACCAAUCACAUUGCUUAAUAAUAAUAAGGUGGCUUCCUUUGAACCUAACGGCGACAGAGACAGAGAUGAUGGAGACCAAUUUGUUUGUAUCGGCAGCCCUCGGACGCCCAAGGAUGAUGUGUUCGACCCAUUUGCGCCAGGUCCUGACGACUUGGCCUUGGCUCCCUUCUGCAAUAAGUACCUCCAUGUGUCCAAGGGCAUUAUUGCACGCCGCCUCAAUUUUGAUUUUUCUUCCAUCGGAACUCUGGAGGAGGAGGAAGCUGGUGCGCAGUCCCUUUCGGAUGAAGAGAUGUUAGAAUCGGUUUAUGAGAAUCUGUUAGAAGUUAUAGUCUCAAAGCAGACCGAGGGUCUUCUCUCUGGGAUUUCACAUGUUGAUUGCGUUUCUGAUGGGUGUAAAACACCUCCGUCGGCGCCACGAUUAAGUGGAGUUGCUGAUACUUGUCCUGGGGCUCCUACGAAGCCCACUGGGAAACCAAGGAAAAUUGAUUUGGGGUUAUGCAGAAAGCUUGAUUUCUGACUUCAAUGGCCUCUGGUUGGAUUAUAUAUGAAACAAACAGCACUGAGAGUUAACCAUCUGAAUUGCCUUCCAGUAUUUUGGGUACCCGUCUUCUUUGAUGAUGCCAAGGCCUUUGAAGAGAAAAGAUUUCCCCCACCGAAGCGCUUCAUUCUUUCAAAGCUUAGUCUUUUCCUUGCAAGUUUGCCUGCUGAUGGUCAUUUUUAGAACAGCAAUGGUCAGUUGGCACUCAGAUACAGCAACAGCAUGUCUUUUGAAAAUUCCCAAGAAGGAGAUCCUGCCCGGAAUUCUAGUAUGUGUUUCCAUGACGAGAUCGCCACCUAGUACAUCAUUGAUCAAACCUGUCAAGUUGGACGCUAUCUCGUCCACCUCCAUCGUGAGGCUGCAAGAAACUGUUGCGGAGCCCCUUGCAGGAAUCAAACCCGGAUAGAUAUCGGCCUCUCCCACCUGCUUUCCUUGGUAAAACAGGAGACUCUUGCCUUGCCCAUGCUUGAAGCUGGCGCGGUUUCGGUUCUUGACGAGGAGCUUGAUGUCAAGGGUGAGGUUGAGUUCAACCCGAAUGACAGGGAAUGAGACACGAGGAGCAACACCUUCAGCGGCUGCAGAGAGGAGUUGGAUCCUGGGUGGUUUGUACUUAAAGACAGUCAGGGCUAAAAUCAGGGCGAUUGCAAACAGCAGAAUGAGCAAGACAAGCGCAGCCCACCCUGCUACAAUUAGACACCGGCGUCUUUUCAUUUGUUUUGUGUUCAUGGGGACUCUUUCCCUUCCCCCACUUGUAAUUGUACUGCUGCUAUUGUUUCCGGGGUCCAUGGGGACUUGGUCGUUCUUCUUUUCCGCCA